Messenger RNA from Cryptomeria japonica (Japanese cedar), 825 nucleotides. RefSeq names its product leucine-rich repeat protein 1-like. Gene Ontology annotation, molecular function: protein binding. The record is from RefSeq and is a predicted model, not a curated record. The coding region runs from base 65 to 646 and encodes 193 amino acids. Lineage: Eukaryota; Viridiplantae; Streptophyta; Pinopsida; Cupressales; Cupressaceae. The transcript is spliced from 5 exons.
AAAAGCAUAUCUCCUGUGAAUAAGGAGUGAGGAAGAAGAGAACAGAAAUAUUUUGCAAAGAAAUAUGGCUGCUGAUUCCAUGUUAAUUGUUAUGUUUUUGUUGGUGGAAGGAUUUGUUGUAUGCAACCUCUUUUCUGUUCAAUGCAAUGCCAGCGCAGAAGGAGAUGCACUGAUAGAUGUGAAGAAGAUGCUCCAUGACCCACAAAAUGUUUUGGAAAGCUGGGAUCCAUCCCUGGUCAAUCCCUGCACAUGGUUUCAUGUCACCUGUAACAAUAACCAGCAUGUAACGAGAGUAGAUUUGGCAAUUAGUGACCUUUCUGGUACUCUCUCACCACGGAUCGGUGAUCUUGCAAACUUACAAUACCUGCAUUUAUUUCGUAAUUCAUUAAGUGGAAACUUGCCAACAAGUUUGGGGAAGUUAAAAAAUCUGAUUGCUCUUGAUCUUUCUGGCAACAAGUUUAGUGGGAAAAUACCCACCUCACUUGCCCAACUUUCAAACCUUCGUUUCUUAAAUCUAUCAAACAAUCAACUCAGUGGCCCUGUUCCAACCGGAGGAUCGCUCUCAAUAUUUGGAUAUAAUAGUUUUAAAGGCAAUCCUGGGCUCUGCGGUGGUGUUGUGCACAAGCCAUGUCGAAGAAUGGAAUGAAAUGGAAAGCAUUGUGACUUAAACGAUUACUAUUAAGCAAUAUAGUUUACCUUCUAGUCCUACUUUACAUCCAGGACAAUCUGAAAUGAGCACUCAUACAUGUAAUUCUGAUGAUGAUAUUAAUGCCUUGACUUUUAUUGGUAUGAUACCUUUACUAAUAAAAUUGAAAAAUUCAAGCU